Chondrus crispus (carragheen) is the source of this 321-nucleotide messenger RNA. Its product is annotated as \Probable U2 small nuclear ribonucleoprotein B\\\. Gene Ontology annotation, molecular function: mRNA binding. The annotation marks the transcript as partial. Lineage: Eukaryota; Rhodophyta; Florideophyceae; Gigartinales; Gigartinaceae. The record is from RefSeq and is a predicted model, not a curated record. The transcript has a single exon. Gene Ontology annotation, cellular component: cytosol.
AUGGACGCGAACCCGCCGUGCCGCACGCUCUAUGUGCGCAACCUCCCGGACAAGCUCGCGAAGGCCAAGCUGCGGCGCCUUCUGCACGCGGCCUUCACGCCGCACGGGCACGUCGUGUGGAUCGUGGCCGAGAAGACGCUCAAGCUGCGGGGGCAGGCCUUCAUCACGUUCGAGCAGCAGUCGUCCGCGACGCAGGCGCUGCGCAAGACGCACGCCACCGAGUUCCUGGGGCGCGUCCUGAGCGUCACGUACGCGCGCGCCGUCAGCGACCGCGCCGCGUCCGCCAAGCUCGGCGGCGACUCCGCCCUGUCGCGCAAGGCG